This is a messenger RNA of Dunckerocampus dactyliophorus (ringed pipefish), 4258 nucleotides long. Its product is annotated as complement C1q tumor necrosis factor-related protein 4-like. The record is from RefSeq and is a predicted model, not a curated record. Gene Ontology annotation, molecular function: protein binding. The transcript is spliced from 8 exons. Lineage: Eukaryota; Metazoa; Chordata; Actinopteri; Syngnathiformes; Syngnathidae. The coding region runs from base 112 to 1617 and encodes 501 amino acids.
UAAGACGCUACAUUUUGGCUCCAUUCGAAGUGAACGUCGAAGGAUUGUUGGCUCAGGCUGGACUCUGGACUAGACUGUUAAGGCAGGCUCCAUCACACAAGAACUUGCAUCAUGCAGAGGAAGGUCGACAUACCGGGAAAGAAGCCUCAAAAGACGUUUAUCCGCCUGGUGGCUACCAUCCUCUUGACCUUCAUCUUUGGACUCCUCUUCAUCGGCAUGGCAUCGGCCCUGCCUAACCUGCAGAAUCAAACAGAACCUGUGGACCAGCAGGAUGCUGCAGAAGCACCAAUAACUGAGGAUCCUCAGACUCUGAAAGCGCACGUGGACAAGCUGGUGGUGGUCUCAGUAUCAGGGGGUGACCUCUCAGUAUCAGGGGGCGACACAAGGAAAAGUGAGAACUUGGUCUUGGAUGAAGUGUACGUCAACGCGGGCAAUGCCUAUGACACCCAGACAGGUGUCUUCACAGCCCCCUGCAAGGGCGUCUACUUCUUCACCUUGAGCUGCCACACGGAUGGUGGGAUCAUUAGUCUCGGUGUGUUUAGGAAGACACUGAAUGGGACCCGCGAGUGGAUGAUGCAGGUGUCUGACAACACCAAAGAUACGGACCAUAGUUGCACCGUCAGCAGGAUGAUACACCUGGAGAAGGGAGACGGGGUGCAUGUCAAGCGUUAUGGCGGCCACGAUCUCCAACGUCAUAACGGACAAACAGUUUUCAGCGUCAUCCUCGUGGAUCCCCUGCAGAAUCUGAAAGCACACGUGGAGGGGCUGGAUGACGUGGCAGACAGUCAUAAGGUGGCCUUCUCAGCGUCAGGGGGCAAUAUAAGGAAAAAUGACAAGCUGGUCUUGGACGGAGUGUACGUCAACAUGGGUGAUGGCUAUGACAACAGCACAGGCAUUUUCACAGCCCCCUACGAGGGCAUCUACUUCUUCACCUUAACCUGCCACGCGUUCGAUGGGAACAUUAGUCUACUGGUGUGUAAGAAGGUGGAUGGGAAUGUCGAUUGGAUGAUGCGAGUGUAUGACAACACCAAAGAUGAGCGCCACAGUGCCACCAACAGCAGGAUGAUCCGCCUCGAGAAGGGAGACGAGGUGUACGUCAGGCCGUACGGUGGCCAUGAUCUUCAACAACAUAACGGACAAACGGUUUUCAGCGGCUUCCUCAUCGAGCCCAUGCAGAAUCCGGAAGCACGUGUGGACAAGCUCGAUGAAGUUGGAGACAAACCUAAGGUGGCGGUCUCUGUAGGAGGGGGCGACAUAAAGAUGAAUGACAAGUUGGUGUUUGGCCAUGUGUACGUCAAUGUGGGUGACGCCUAUGACAGAAUGACAGGCGUUUUCACAGCCAACUACGAGGGCAUCUACUUCUUCACCUUAAGCUGCUUCACGUUUGAAGGAGGGAUCAUUAAUGUUGGCGUGUUUCGGAAGAAGAUGGAUGGGAUCAGCGAGUGCAUGAUGAAGGUGUCUGACUUCACCAAAUAUAAGCGGCACGGUGCCACCACCAGCAGGAUGAUGCACCUGGAGAAGGGAGACAAGGUGUAUGUCACGCCUUAUGGUAACCAUACUCUUGUACUUCAUCAAAGAAAAAUGAUUUUCAGCGGCUUCCUCAUCAAUCCCGUGUAAACUAGAGGUGUAAUUGCGUGACGUCAUCUGGUCUGAUCACUAUUUGAUAUUUGAACAGCAUGUAUCGGCUGAUGCCACCUACUGGUAACACUUAUCAUAUUUUGUAUGUCAUACCUAACCCCAAAACAGGCUGUUUGCAACAGGUAGGCGGCUGCCGAGAGGGUGAGGACUUGACAUAAUGCCCUCUUCCUGCUUUGAGCACGUAAGCCCCGCCCCACUUAACAAAUGUUUGCCAGCGAACGUACGUGAUUUGGUUAAGUUUAGCUGCUGAUGUUAUCAUUGAAUGUAUCGCUCAUCAUAGGCACACGACUCCAAAUUGUCAGUCCGCCUGCACUACUAAUUAUGCAAAUUGUGACACAUCUGGGCAUUUUUUCAAGAGUUGCAAACAGUCCCGUAUCACAAAUUCUAUUGAUGAAAAAGGUAUUUUUGUGUAUGCGUUCCAUAUUAACCCCUAAAGCAAUGGCUCUCAAUUAUUUUGUCAUGCCCCCCAAUGCGGGACAGAAAGGUUUUGGCCCCCCAACUUUGGGAGGUGUCGCACCAGCUAUGUUUGCCAGCUAACGAUAGCGAUUUGGUUAAGUUUAGCUGCUAAUGUUAGCUAUUUGAAGGUACAGCUUAUCACAACAACACAACAAUUUUUAUGAUAAUUGUGACAAAAUUCACAUUGCGUCUUUAAAGCGCUAUAGCUAACUUGCAAUCAGUCUCUUCAAAUGUAUCUAUAUUGUCUAUGAUCGUGUUUCCAUUGUUUUCCAAGUGUCUGCAUUGUGAAUUAGGGGUGUCACAAAUAGGCAUGGGCUGGUAUGAUAACCUUGGGCAAAAAUAUCACGCUUUGCCAUUUUCACGGUGUUAAGCUCUAAAAUCCCUUAUUUUGAAAUACCUUUGUUGAAAAGAAAAGCCAUCCCAAUUUGUAUUUUUAAACCAUUUUUACACGAUGAAAGUGAAACAUGUGCAUUUAAAAUAAAAAUUCUUUCAAAAUAAAUAAAAUGCAGUCAGUAGUGCAAUCUACUGUGGCUAAUCCUGCAAGUCAAGUCACAACACACACACAAAAACAAACAAAGCAAAAUGCAAUCAAGUGACCCAAGAAGGUCACAACAUAGACCUUUUUUAAACUUGUAAUUUUAUUUCAUAUUGGCAGGUGAUGCUUUUCCACAAACUUUGGUUUACGGGUCGUGAUUGUUCGCAACUGAGACAUCCAGUGGCUGUUGCUUGUUGUUCAGUGGCAAGUAAACGCUUUACAUCACUCACCCUCCACUCCUGUCUCCUUUCCAAUCACAUCUCCACUUAUGGUGACCCUCGACGUGAGUAAUAUGUCGACCGACAACACAGCCGUACUGGCGUUGCUCAAUGCAAACAAGGCCUGUGCUAUCUAUGCCCGACGUAUGGCAUCACAGCACAUGCUUGUGGUUUCAAAACACAUUGAAGCCCAGUUUCCACUGUAGGGAAUGACACAGGACACGACAAAGUAUUUCCACGUAGGACCUCCACUUUCAUAUCGUAGAAAUGGUAUGAUGCAAAAUUUUAGUGGUUUUGAAACCGUGACUUUAGAAUCCCGUGGUAUACUUUGAAACAAGUAACCGGACCAUGUCUAGUCACGAUGCACUCUACUCACGAGACGUGACGAUACCCGAUAUUAGCUGCUUGGACAAACACUUGUGUUUUUUACUGAACCGAGUCAUAAAACAAUGCAGGGGUAUGUUUGACAAGUCUGCAUGCAUGACCUAAGCAUGAUGCUUUGAAGUGGAGGAGUGACGCCGGGAACAGCGAGCACAUGAACAUUACUAGUGUGGUUAGUUAGCGUGGUUCCUGCCUGGCGCACUGCCCCUUCCAUAUGACGUGUGCUGUCAUUCACAGUAGCCAUGCCAUAGUUGGGUCUGAUUGGAUGUGUUCCUGCCAGACAUCUUGGGACACCCCUAUACACGUGUUCCUUGGAUGAUUUUAUAGCUUUUCACACAUUAUUCCAAUAUAUGCUACUGAAUGCUUGAAAAAGUAUUAAGUUGGCACAAGUGGUCUCCCAAUGUGUACCUCAGCCGCAACACACAUUUAUUUCAUAUAACAUAUACUGCAUAUAACAUGACACAACAGGAAGUAGCGUGUGAAAAUAUAUAUUGGUCAUAUGUUGGCAUGCUAAUGAUAAAAAUGACAUGAUACAAGUAGUAUAUAUAUAUAAUAUGUAUGUAUGUACACGUAACUAUUAGUGAUAUGCAAACAUAUAGCAAUGUAUCUUCCUGAGAGCCAACAUACGUAUGGGGGACAUAUUUAUAUAGUUUUUCCCUAUCAUAACCCCUACAAAAAAUGGGGCUUGACUGUAUACAGCAAUCCAUCGUUUAUCACAGUUAAUGAAUUCCAGACCCGACCUUGAUAAGUGAACUUCAGCAAUGUUUGAUUUAUAUAUAUUUAUUUCAAUGUAUAUUAUAUUUAUAUAGGUUUACGACCUUCUCUUAUUUUUUUCAAUAUUAUCAGAGCCCGUUAGACAAAGUAACACUCCACAGUGACCUUUACACUCAUAAACGACUCAUAACUUUAAGCUGAGUGGGGGGCAGACAGGAAUUGAUGUCGGGGCAUUUUUAGCUUGGUGUGGGUUACUGCGACAACAGUGCCUGUUUUGAGACCAUUCAAAUCUGCAAUAAAAGCCUGCUGUUCUGCC